UGUUAUUAGGAAAAAUCUAAUUGUAUUUCCUACUUCUUCCUAUUCAAGAACCAUUUUUUUUUAAGAAGGAUCGAUGAUGGUUCCCCAUCUACCUCCGAAGUGACUCGGACCCCAGCCUAAUGGUCGGAGGUGAAGCGUCUUACCACCGAGCUGCGCUUCGUUGUCGGGAUGGGAAUGAACGAGUCAUCCAACCUUUCCCCAAGCAAGGGUCCAGACCAGUUAACUGUAUCAACCCAAUCAAGGCAAACGUAUGUGGAACUACUUCUACAGAAAAUAGGACAAUAUUCGAUGAUUUACAAUCUCCAGUCGGCGGCUCGCUUUUUUAUUUUGAUUCUGAAUCAUCUAAGGAUGAAGAAGGCAAUCCAGGUUCAAAAUGCCUAAAGGACGUCCGCGCUCGCAAGCCUCACAGGAUGCAGAUAACCAGCUUAGAGUCGACAUAGACAGUGUUGUCGACGACAUUAUUCCAGUGGCCCUUGCUAAAAGAUUUAGGGAGAGGUUAGCCGAGAUAGGCCCUGGGACCUCUGGUAGUCAAGGAGAGCCUAAACAACCUACGGGGCGAAAACAGGAUCGACUAUACUGCCGCGAAAAACCUGCAAAUUUCAAUUUCGAAUGCUGGGUAGAAAAUUAUGGUUUGUAGUGCGUGACUCUCUGGUAUUUGUUGGAAGACUUAGCA
Messenger RNA from Salvia splendens (bonfire salvia), 673 nucleotides. RefSeq lists its product as uncharacterized. The coding region runs from base 120 to 440 and encodes 106 amino acids. NCBI's taxonomy places the organism in Eukaryota, Viridiplantae, Streptophyta, Magnoliopsida, Lamiales, Lamiaceae. The transcript is spliced from 4 exons. The record is from RefSeq and is a predicted model, not a curated record.